This is a messenger RNA of Psylliodes chrysocephalus, 2169 nucleotides long. NCBI's taxonomy places the organism in Eukaryota, Metazoa, Arthropoda, Insecta, Coleoptera, Chrysomelidae. The record is from the annotation of a GenBank genome assembly.
UUACUUCAGUGCGAGGUGUCGUUUUAACUUAUAGUGAACAUGGAAUUGAUUUUACCUGAUACAGUUUUAGAAAGUUGUGUUUGCAAUUUUUGCGAUAAAUUUUUAAGUGUACAGCCAGUUAAAAUUUAUAAAAAUCAUACAAUAAAAUGUGGAAGGUGUUCAAAAAAAGAUGAUAAUGGUACUAAAUCUAUUUACAAUAUUAUUGCAGCAAAUGGAAUAUUUAAAUGCAUCAAUAGAUUCGAGGGCUGCAGAAAAAUGUUGCGUCAUUAUGAAGUGUUAGAGCACGAAAAACAAUGUCUUGGUAAUACUAUUUGUUGUCCACUUUGUCCAGGAUUGUGUGGAUUACGGAUAUUUUGGAUGAUUUUUCAUUUCAAAAAAUGCCAUAUUGAUAAGUAUUUAAAAAAGCCAUGCUUUACAAUAAACAGAGAUAAAAUCAAUAACACUUAUCUAUUUAGAAAAGAUGAUAAUUUGUUUUUUAUAUCAUACAAGAUUCAAGACAAUGGAGAUAUUUACUUAAAAGGAUGUAAUAUAAAUCCGUCAAAUGUACAGACAAGUAUGAGUUUUUUUCUUCUAACCAAAUCUAGUAUAAUAGAAGCUAGAAAAUUAAAUUUAAGUGACAACAAAAACGAAUUUCGUAUUAAGAAAAAAGAUAUUCUGGAAACUACCGAUAUGAGGAUAAAAUUUGAAAUAGAAACGUUGCCACAUUUUUUCGUCCUAUCAAAUUCUUCUGUUCCAACCAUGGAGGCAGAAAAUCAAGUGAAAAGAAUUUUAGAAAACUUUCAACGUUUUACAAAGUUUUACUAUAAUCAGGAUAUUACAUUUCCCCGGAAAAUUACAAUGACCUCUGGACAUCAAGAAGAAACACAAUUUUUAAUGAGUCAUGAUCGAACUUACAUCAUAAAAAAAUGUGGAAGUGAAACGUAUAAUAUUUUUCUUGAAUGUUGUAAUUGCGUGAAUAUAUUUUUACCACCAACUACUUUAUUAAACGGUUUCUUUGUAAAAAUCAAAAACUACUUUUUUAAUAUUUGCAGUAAUUGUUUUCAGUAUUUGUAUUCAAAAAAUAAAAUGAUCACUUAUGUAUCGUUUCAAUCAGUUUUGGAAAAUAUAAAUACUUUUUUCUUUGACUGUAGUUGGAACUGCGGCAAAAAAUUUCCAUUAACCCAAUUACAUGUACAUGAAUUUUUUGUAGUCUGUCCUAUAGAAAAUUGUUGGAAAAUAAUUUCAAAAAAUGAGUUUGGAAACCAUUUUAAAAAUGUUCAUUCUCUUACUUUAGCAUCAAAUGCAUAUUUCAUAUCUCUCAAUGAUAAUUUUAAUUCAAUCACAUGGUUAUCAUUAAUGACAUGUUUUGUAAAGUUAAGUUGUAUACAAUUUACAGACCAUAUAACAUUGUUAAUGAAUGUGCAUUACUCUUAUAAUGUAACUAAUGUUCGAGUAAAAGGAAUCGUAUUUGAUGAACAAAAAAAAGUAGUUGGUGAAUUAGAAGACGGCCAGAUUUUACAUGUUUUAACUAAUUCUUCAACUAGAAUUAAGUGUCAUUUUUCUUAUUAUUGGGACGAAUAGAUCAUGUAUUGGAAUAUUUGGAUGUGGUUUGAGAUGGGUAUUUACUUGGCAUUAGGGCAAGGGUUAUGGUAGAGCCCACUUUUAAAUUUGAUUUUCGCAAAAAAUAUGUGCGUGUAGAUAAAGGUUAAAUCUGUGCUAAAUUAAAGACACUUUUUUAAAAUUUUAUAUACAAAAAUACAAAUUUCGCCUCAAUUUAUCAAUAAAAUGAAAUUGAAUUUAAAAAAAAAACUGGUUCCAGAAGACCACUGAUUUAACCUUUACCUACACCUAAAUAUUUUAGAUUUGUAGGAAAAUAUUAUUUGUAAAUAAAAAUAAUUUAUAUUAUCUUUUUUUGAUGUUAUAAGCAAUACAAAUAAAUUUUACGUAUAAUUAAAACUUAUUUUUAAUUGUUUUUAUUUUUUCAUAAAUAAAUUAUGUAAUACUAAGAUUAAUAUUUAGUGUAGCCAAGAGUUUCAUUGUACACCAUUUUUAAGAAAUUUUAUUUUUAGUUCAAGAAUAAAUCUGUAUUUUCUCUGUGCGUGACAGCAGCGCCAACUAAUUUAUGAACUAACGGACCAUAUUUGCGUAUUAUACUGACAAUAUAAUUUUUUAUAGAAUUUGUAAAUAAAG